UUCCUCACUUCGUAUCUCCCCAGUUGCCCAGUGGGACAGUUGGGUCUCAGCACCUCAUACAGCUCCAUCAAGACCACAAGACAGCCGAAACAGAAUACCAGCCAUGAGCAAGUCCUACUCCUCCUCGGCCCAGUCCGCCUCCUCCUACCGCCGCACCUUUGGCUCUGGUGUCGGCUCAUCCCCGAUGUCCACGCUCUACUCCUCUAUUGGAGGUGCUGGAGGUGGCCGCAGCUCCUCUUCAAGCCACAUGUCUUCAAGAGUCUAUGAAGUCAAGAGUACUGGUGUUCCCUCCUAUUCCAGCUACAGGGUAUCCUCUGGUGCUGGAGGGGCAGGGUACGGCUCCUCUACAGCCAUGCGCACCUACUCUGGUGAGAAACUUGACUUCAACCUGGCUGACGCCAUGAACCAGGACUUCCUCAACACAAGGACCAACGAGAAGGCUGAGCUCCAGCACCUCAAUGACCGCUUCGCCAGCUACAUCGAGAAGGUGCGUUUCCUGGAGCAGCAGAACGCAGCAUUGUCGGUAGAAAUUGAGAAGCUGAGGGGCCGUGAGGGGCCUGGGCGUGUCGCUGAAAUGUUUGAGGAGGAGAUGAGGGAGCUGAGGAGGCAAAUCGAGGCUCUGUCCAACCAGCGCGCUCGAGUGGAGAUUGAGAGGGACAACCUGAAUGAUGACCUGCAGAAACUCAAACUCAGGUAAGUUACAUGAUGGUUUAGAGGGAGGAUGGACAGACCUAGACAGAUGGAUUCCAGUGUCUUAAAUGGAAAAGAGAGUGGAUGAAUGAUGAAAACAGGUGGACUUCACAUGACACUGAUAUACCAAGAGAGAAACAGAUGGACUUUGGCAGGGAUGAGCAACUGUUUCAGAGAGACAAGCACCAACUGAAUAGUUUAAACUAGAUCUCUGCUACAUGAGACUUGUGUUGUAGGAUUGUGCAACUGUCUACACUGAAGUCACACAUACUUUAGGCCUGCAUCCCUUAAAAAUAAUGCAACUUCUCUGUUCAAGGUUUUACAUGCUAAUAAGGUCAGCAUAAGUGAGUAAGUGAUGUUUGUGAGUACGUGUCCACAUUAGAAAAACAGGAUGAUGCAUUUCAGGAAGUAACAAAGGAAAACGGUGAAAUAAUGUAAAGCAGAAGAAUGAUUAAGUGAUCUUUAAAGAAGUAAAAGAUACAUGAGGGCCUUUGUUUUUUUAUGAAGAAAGACAAAAACAACAGGGGACAGGUUUGAGUACGGCUACGCUUCAGCGAGUGUUACAGUCCGACAGCUUUUUACAAAGGUGUUUGAUAAUUCAUCCACAAGAGACGAGAGAAAAAAGGAAAAUAAAGAUGAAGAAAGAGGCAGAGAUAAAGUUUCAGGAAGACAGAGAAGUAGACACAGGAAUGAACAGAUGAGCUCACUCACAGUCUGUUAUUUUUAUGACAUUAAAAUGAGAGUUACACAAAGUAAGAGAACAAACUUUUUAAAUAAGCAGAGCACAAAUCUUCACGUAUGUGUGUGUGUGUGUGUGUUUAUGUUUGUAGGUAAAGCAGGCAGAGGGAGUGACAGACAGACAGACAGACAGAGACAGAGAGGUAGAGAGAAACAGGGAGAGAGAGAGAUCUGUGAUGUGGGUGUAUCUCUCAAUAGUCUAUUUGUAGCUCCCUGGCUGGCUCUUUGAAUUUAGAAUUUGUGUCGCUGCAACAGCAAGUAACAUCACUUAAAAUUAGCUUUAUGAAAAACCUCAGCUAGACCUGCCAAUCUCCACACACACACACGCACACACACACACACACACACACACACACACACACACACACACACACACACACACACGCACACACACACACACACACACAUGCACAGCACAUACACAGCACGCACACAGCCAUUCACCCUUCACUCUCUGCCACCAUCUUUAAAUUGUUGCCUGCAGCAGUGAGUGAAGCUUGCCAAAGCACCUGCUGCUCCUACUGAGAUCAAAAAGCACAGCGAGACCUUCUGCCCUGCCAAGAGUUACAACACAGACACGCAUGCACUCAACACACAUACAUACACUCAACACACACAAACACACACAUUUAGUGCAGAAUUUAGAGAGAAAACAGUUCAACUGUGUUUUCUACAGAAAUCUACCUUGCAUAGCUUUUUCUUUCUGAUUAACAUUUUGCUGCAUCUCUGCUGCAUACAUUAAUAACAGAUGCCGUUAAAAUGUGUGAAUAUAGAUCAGACUUCAUUGUAUACAUGCAUGUCUGUUAUAUUCUCAUGUUGCCUAGUGUGCAUUGUAAAACCUAAUUCUGGAAACAGCAGCAGCCAUAGGCAGAUCUUUGUUCCUUACUCACUGUAACCUCUCUGACAGCAGCUGCACUACAGCUUUAGGACUCAAAGAACAAGAGCACAAGUGUGUGUAUGAGUGAACAGGGCUACGAAUCAAAGCUCAACUCUGAUGUGUCAUUGUUGAGUCAGUCCUAUUCUUGUAACUUUACCGGCAGCCUAAAAAAGUAAGCAGGAGUGAGAGGUGGUAACUGGUUUAUCUGUGUAAUAAUUGGUCCCCGGAGAAGAAGUCGCAGUCUCAAACACAGCUGUUGUCUGACUUUUCCUUUCCUUUCCUUAUUUUGUCCUCUUUGUUUGUCUCCCUCUCGACAGAUUGCAGGAGGAGGUUCACCUGAAGGAAGAGGCAGAGAACAACCUUUCUGCUUUUAGAGCCGUAUGUCUCUUUUUUCCAUUCAAAGAAACCCUGCCGUUAGAUUUCAAUCCUUUGUCACUUUAUUCUCAGACCCACAAGCAAAAAUGAAACACUCUACCCUUGCACAGCUUAUCUUCCUCUUAGUUUCAUCUAGUGCUUUCUCCUUCUUACCUUUCAUCCCACUUAUUUUUUCUUUCUCUUGAUUCCCAGCAACUUUGUAGCUUCUCUGUUCUUCAGGUUUUGAUCUGUUUGUGUUUUUGUUUCCAGGAUGUAGACAGUGCCACUCUGGCCAGGCUGGACCUGGAGAGGCGCAUUGAGAGUUUGCAGGAGGAGAUCGCCUUCUUGAAGAAGAUACAUGAAGAGGUUUGUUGAUCUGUCUAUGAAUUAUUUCCACCCACCACACCUACAGCAAGUUCUCUGCGCUAUGAAUGUUAGUGUGAGUGUGUGUACUGUAUCACAUAACUCUUAAGUGAAGCUAUAAUGCACCAAUAGUUAUAUUUGGACAUCUAAAGGCAUCCAACUUAAUGAGGUAUCGAAUAGUUCACACUUUAACACGCCCACUGGUGCUAAAACAUAUUUAUAUCCACAUUUAUGCUCUUUUUCUGGUCACAUAUCUAACUGUAUAUACUGUAUAUGCACAUGCAACUCGCCCCCCUGUGUGCACAGUCACCCUCAGACAUCAAAGGACACACAAAGUUACACACUCAGACACAUGGCAGCACAGUAGAGGCCCCCUCUUGUCAUUUUUACCCACUCUCACACAAGUUUGACCUCUCAGAAAUGCAGAGCUGCAGAUUGGUUGAAGAGAGCAUGUCAGCUGCUGGAUGUGUGGCUGGAUGUGUGUGCAUGUCAGGAUAUGAACAGAUGCAAAAGAUAUUUAUAACUUCUUGGUUAGACCAGGAGACAGCUGAGUGGGAGAAGGGCUGACUAGUUUUAAGCUAACCUGUUUAGUCCUCAUGCUGCAUUUGCUUUGGGGUCACUUCUUUAUUAGGUUGCUUCACUGGGAAAACUAAUUUAGCCCACACUUAAUUUACUCUUCUUUUAAACAAGGAAAGAAGAUACCCUCAAUAUGUUACCCCAUACAACUUUUUUAUCAUUUAUAUGAUUAUUACAGUGUUGAGAACUUACAAAUUUUCAACCCUAUUUUUCUGUUUUAAAAAGAUUUCCAUAAUCCCUCUGUCACCCUGCAGGAGAUCCGUGAGCUGCAGAGUCAGAUGCAGGACACUCAGGUGCAGGUCCAGAUGGACAUGUCCAAACCUGACCUGACUGCUGCUCUGAGGGACAUCCGCAUCCAGUAUGAAGGCAUCGCAGCCAAAAACAUUGCAGAGGCUGAGGACUGGUACAAGUCUAAGGUAGACACGCUUAUACAAACACAAUAAAGGAAAGUCUUCUGAAGCUGAUUGAUAGCUAAAACCUCGUCCUGUCUGUCCUCAGGUGUCCGACCUGAACCAGGCUGUGAAUAAGAACAAUGAUGCUCUGCGUCAGGCCAAGCAGGAGACCAUGGAGUACAGACACCAGAUCCAGUCCUACACCUGUGAGAUCGACUCACUUAAAGGCACCGUGAGUUCUCACUCUAUAUUUCUGUGAAAACAUGCAGCUCCCGUCAUUAAUAUUUAGCCCACUGUUCCACCUAUAACAUCGAGUCUCUGUUGUCUGUAGAACGAGUCUCUGCUGCGCCAGAUGAGAGACAUGGAGGAACGUAUGGGCCGUGAGGCUUCUGGUUACCAGGACACUAUUACAAAACUGGAGGAGGACAUUGCUAAGAUGAAGGUAAUUACUUUUUCUAGCUGGUGCAGUGGUGAGGUGGAUCAUACAUACAUCUGGAGUACCUACUUUUUGGCUCUCAGAGUGGAUCAGUGCCCUCCUGGCUGCUGUUUACUGGGUUUAGCUUCUAUCUAAAAAAUUUUUAUAUGUAAUAUAACUGCGGUAAGGUCCACUCAUGACAACCAAAAAAGAAUGAUUUCCAAAAGAAGUCCCAUUUCUACUCUUCGUGCUGUAUCUUUGCCAUUUCAUGAAACAUGAGUUUUCAUUGAAAUGUCCUCUUUUUAUGGAGCCCUUGGUCAUUUUUGUCUUGUAAGGGCAUCUUAUCUUAUACCCACAGGAUAAUUGGCCUCUUGUUUGUUUAGCAGUUGCUCUGUCUCUCUUGCUUCAUGUGAUGAACCAGCCAUAAACGUCCUCUUUUGACUCCAACAGGCUCUUCUUUUACGAAGUGUAUUGGGUCUCUGACAGCCACCUUUGUCGCAGUAAUUUGCCUCAGAAACUCCUAAAACACAGUGAGAAAUAAUUUUGCUAACAGCGGCUAGUGAGCUACACCAGGGAGAUUAAUUAUGACGCUACAAUUUCAUUAGAAAAACAAAAUAACAUGGUGAGUACUUUGCAGGGAAAUUUAAAUCGCCUCUGAUGUGUUUGGCAUCAAAUUUGGAGGUUCGCUCAAGCGUUUGUUGUGGAAAAAUAAAUUCAAUUUGUAAUAAAAACAAGGUACUUUAACUCUAAUUAAAAGGAUAAGCCUAUUACAUCCUCGCGCAAAUAUUUGUGCUCAAUUGGUAAGUUAUAUAGCCAACUACAUGGCCCCAGAUAUGGUGAUAAAUGUGUACAGAUGGGCACCAAGAGCCAGUAUAUCACCGGGAUUAUCACCCAUCAUUAUAGUCCUGCCUUUUGCAGUUUUCCCUGUAGAUUUUCAGUUUUAUUGAAAGUUUAAAACAUCAAACAAUAAUGUGCUUUCUGUCUUGGUUUAUAGGAUGAUAUGGCUCGUCACCUGAGGGAGUACCAGGACCUCCUUAAUGUGAAGAUGGCUCUUGAUAUUGAGAUCGCCACCUACCGCAAGCUGCUGGAGGGAGAGGAGAGCAGGUGUGUGUAUUUACUGUGUGUUACUGUACUGAGAAAAAUUAGAAACCUCCUUGUACCAGUUUCAUGCAUUACAAAUGACAGGAAUCCAAUAACCAAUCUUGUCUCUGGUGGCCUUGUUUGCUUUUGGAUAACAUAAGAAAGCAUCAAUAUGAAUGACAGUCUUUUUCAUAAUCCUCAUAAGGAAUUAAGGUACAUUUCAUAUGCCUAUCCCUCGAUUUCCUUGUGUGUGAGUUUGAACUCUGUUUUUCUGUCCCGUAGGAUCACCACUAAUGUGCCUAUGCAGUCUGCCUACUCUUCCAUUGGAUUCAGAGGUAAGAUAAAAUAAAAUAUACACAUCUCCCCUUCACACAAUCCAUUUUACAUUCCUGAUGAGUCAAAACAGGGAUGAUAAAAAAAACUAAAUAUAGCCUGUGCCUGUAUAUGGUCUGUACUAUUUAAAGGUUAUUACAUGUUGCACUGCCAUAGUGACACAUAGUGACCACUGUGUGGCGACAUUUGGCAUGCAAUGAUUCACAGGGUCAAUCAGCCACUGGGCACACAUCAGUAAUCGCACAACUUGGCCCAUUCACUUGAAGUAAUAACAGUGUAAAUGUGCAGUUAAUCUCUGCCAGCAGCUCCCCUCACACUGCUUCAAUGUAACAAUGAGCAGCAAUUAAAGAUGAUGUAUUAGGCGUGGACAUGAUUCAUUACAGCCGCUGAUUGAGGCUUUAAUUAUAUUUUUAAGUGGCCGUCACAGGAGCUCCACAGACUGUUUAUUGUUCCAUCAGUUUGUUCCAGGCUGAAAAUUCCUCUUAGAGCUAAACUUUGGUUAAACAAAGUCUCAGAGCUAAAUGAAGUUGGUGUAACUCCAGCAAAGAUAAUUGGGUAGAAAAAAAGAGUAAGAGCUGAGUUCAUGUUUCCUCACAGAGACCAGUCCUGAGUCACAGCAUCAGCGCUCCUCAGAGGUUCACUCCAAGAAGACGGUGCUCAUCAAGACCAUCGAGACCCGCGAUGGCGAGGUAUGCAAACACACGCACACAAAUACACAGUUAGUUUAGAUAAGUACACAAAACAAAACACAUACAUAGACCAAGAUGCUGUGAGAAAGCCAAUGCAUAUAUAUAAUUUUAACAAUUUAGAGAUUCAUGAUUUGUCACAUUUUUACCCAGAUAAAAUACUCUCUGAGCCAGGGUGCCCAUGCUGUAAGUCUCAUGACAAAAUCUCCUCCACUUUUUUUAUAACCGCUCCUCCCAUUAAUUAGUGUCAAUUUAAUCCAGUUGUUCUCAAUCCAGUCCUCAAGCCCUCUCUGUCCUGCUUGUUUUGGAUGUUUCCCUGGUCCAACACACCUGAUUCAAAUGAUCAGCUCGUUAUUAAGCCAUGACAGAGCUUGAUAAUGAGCUGAUCAUUUGAAUCAGGUGUGUUGGAGCAGGGAAACCCAAAAACAUGCAGGACUAUGGGGGCUCGAGGAUUGGAUUGAGAACCAUUGGUUUAAUCUAUCCACCACCAAAGCUUCUUCUCCACUGACACAGACUGAAUCCUGCAUGUGGUCAUAAAAGCGCAGACCCUGUAAAGCUGUCUCUGCGGUGAUGCCUGACAUCUUUCAGUCACUGCUGUAUAGACACUCACUUGUGAGCUGUGACACUACACAAAAAGCACUCAGGCUCCACUGUAUGUGGCCACUGUUCCCCCCUACACAGCACUUCACUCCAAACACUCUCUGACAAUUGCCACCAUGCUCAAAGCGGGAAGCUCAACUGCUGGUGAAAUGUAGUGCUCAAGAAUGUAGUACUCAAGUCAAGGUUGUACAUUUUGGAAAUGCAGGAAAUCUCACAUUUUGAUUGGUUAAAAACAUAUCUGUUAAAAAGUAACUGGAAGAAAGUAUCUAGAGAUAUUCUGACCAGAUUUUGAGUUUUAUUCAAAAGCAAAACAUUGUUAGAUUUCAGUUAUCUUCAGACAACAGCUAACUCAGGCAAAUUAACCACUUCCUUAUUUAUAGUAUACAUGCAGUUAUGUUGGAGUUUACAACUGUAUUGUUUUGGGACACUAUUCUGAAGUAGUAUUAGCCUUCAGCAGCUUCUUAGCUGACAGUAAUAUUAGAUAGUAAGACUGAACUUUUGCUGUUUUCUAAUGGCAGCUCUUAUCUUGGCUAAUAGGUCUUAUUUUUUUAGGAUUAGCUUUUGGGGGUUUUUGCUUUUAUGUGACAGGACAGAAGGAAAAAGACAUGAAAUAUGGAGAGAGAAAAUAGGGGAUGAUAUAAACCGAUUAAUGGUAGGAUCAAUUGUUUACAACCAGUAUGAUAAUAACUAUAACAAUGAAACAACAACAGUUCAUAUGUAAACCAGCAUUGAUCAGACUCACAACCUAGGGCACAGCUGUAUAACACAAUUUGAGCACCCUCAGUGUGAUGCCUUUUGAUUCAAGUGAAUAUCAAAAACUGCCAACUAAUCCUCUAAUGAUGCCUCUCAUUUGCUCCUCAGGUUGUCAGCGAGUCCACACAGCACCAGCAGGACAUCAUGUAAACCAGAAGAGGCAACAUGAGAAACACUAAAUACAAUAAAACUCAUAAAAAAAUGAAGAAAAAAUGACAGAUUCCUACCACUACUAUGAUAAGUCAUUAGCCGUGCCUGUUUUUAGAAACCAAAUGUUGACCAUUUCAGUUAACUCAAAGGAAACACCAGUAUACAUCUUUACACAUGAUAAUGUAUACUUGAUAAACUGCAUAGAUGCAGCAUUAAGGCGUACUGUUGCCCCUACCCUGGUUUUAAAUAAAGGUCAUUCCAGGAAUUAAGCUUGUUUUACGUUUUUCCUCCCUCAAGAUGACAUAUUUUUUGGUAUCCUGUCUACACAAAAUGGCAAGAAGUUCAAAUUGAAGACAAUGACCCAGCAUGCACAGGGAAGUUAGCAUGGUGCAGGAAAUGGGCCUGAAACACCAUUGUCCAUUUAAAAGAGUAACAGUGAAUUUUACACCAUUAUUCCUUUGAGCAGAAGUGGACAUUUAACUUGACGAGGAGGCACUCCUAGUAAUGUAACAGAUAUAAGGAAAAGGCAGUGUUGAUCUAAGGCUUGUUAUGGUUAGAGACACAGACAUGAAAUAAGGACUGGAGUCAUGUUUGAAAUUUGGGCUCAAUAGCAUGUACAGGUUCUGAUUGUAUGUGUAUUGGUGUCAUGUCUUGUUGCUUCAAAGUGCCAAGGAACCUCCAAAUAAAGACAUUUGUUACCAAA
Xyrichtys novacula (pearly razorfish) is the source of this 8710-nucleotide messenger RNA. Lineage: Eukaryota; Metazoa; Chordata; Actinopteri; Labriformes; Labridae. The record is from the annotation of a GenBank genome assembly.